AUGCGUGACCUUCACUUUGGAUCGUUGAUCCUCUCCGUCCUGAGGUUUGCCAACUUGGCAGUUGCGGCAUACUCCCCGGAACUGAAGCUGCCAUGGGGAACCUACGAAGGACGGCCGUUUGCCGAUGAUCCCACUAUCUACCUUUUCGAGAAUGUCCGCUUCGGCAGCAUCCCCGAGCGCUUCAGCGCACCACAAGCCCCGUCAUGGACAAACUCCUCCGUCCAGCCCCCUUAUCUCGGGCGUAACUGCAUCCCGGUCGACCCCAAGCGCCUCGAGAGCCCGGUCGGUGGUGAAAAACCCAUCACCGACCCGGGUGAUGCCACUGACAAGGUGGGCGAGGACUGCCUCUUUCUCGACUUGUACGUCCCCAAGCAGGUCCUGGCCAGGAGCUCCAGCGACGCACCAGCUCCCGUCGUCGUCUGGCUCUACGGAGGCGCCUUUGCAUAUGGCAGCAAGAACCAGCUUGGCCCACUGUACACGGGCCGGGCGAUCCUGUCAAGGAGCAAGUACCAGACCAUCUUCGUCGCGGGGAACUACCGGCUUGGAGCGUUCGGCUGGCUGGCAGGCGACUACAUGCAGAAGGCUGCGCAGCCGAAUGCCGGCCUCUACGACCAGGCGCUGCUCUUUGACUGGGUGCAGGAGCACAUUGGCAAGGUCAACGGGGACAAGGCCCGGAUAUCUGCCUUUGGCGAGUCGGCGGGAGCCAGCUCCAUCCUGCACCAUGUCAUCCGAGAGGACGGUAAGAAGGACCCGGUCUUCAGCAAGAUCGCCGUGCAGAGCCCUGCGUUUGAGUGGGCGUGGGACAACAGGGGCGGCGGUAAGCUGGACAAGACCUACAAGACGUUCUCUGCGCUUGCUGGCUGCGGCGAGACGUUUGACAUCGACUGCCUCAGAAAAUCGACAAAUCUCACCGUGGCAAAUCAAGCCUUGUUUGCGAAUGUCAAGCAAACAGGUCUCUUCCCCGUGGGGCCCUCAGUGGAUGGGAAAUGGGUCAAGACCAUACCAACCAUCGCCUUUUCCCAAGGUCAGAAGCUAAUUGCCCUGGGAAUACUAUCGAGGAGAAUGAGAACUAAUCAGCGUCGUCGUACAGGACAUUACUCCAAGAAAGUCAGUUCGGCCAUCAUCUCCCACACUUGGAGUGAGCAGUACAGCUUCACUCCCAAGUACGUCAACUCCGAGGAAACCUUCAACGCAUUUCUCGGCCUCUUCCUCCCCGGAGACGACCUUGCCAUCCAGAGACAGAAGAUCCGUACUCAGUACAACUGCCGAGACAAGGACUACAAAGGUAACUGGAAUAGAUGUAUAGGCGUUGUGAUCCGCGAUGCCUCCUUCACCUGCAACACCCGCGACCUCUUCUCCGCCUACUCUGGCAAAUCUUACAUGCUACGCUACGCCUUCCCUCUCAAGGAAGCCGCCGUCCACGCCAGCGACCUCAUUGCUCUCUUUGCCAACACAAAGGCCGAGGCCAAGACCUUGCUCCUCAAGAGCACGGACCAGAUCAACGAGUUUUUUGCGGGAAUCUACGCCGACCGGCUCGUGAACUCGGGCAUCUCCGAGGCAUAUCAGACGUACCUCGCGUCCUUUGCCAUCUCGGGUGACCCGAACACGCUGGGCCACCCGGGUGUUUUUGGCGUUCCGUCGCCAACCUGGCCCAAGGCUGACGGUUCGGGUGAUAAUGCCACGGAUGUCUUGUCGGUGCAGAUGCCGAGUGGUCAGGCGGCGUUCACGCUCAUCACGGACGACCAGAACACGAAGCCUGCAUGUGCCUUCUGGACGAAUCUGGCACAGGAGAUCAUUCUCGCUCAGGGAAAGAGCACAGGCGGAGUAGGACGCGAUGAGCUCUAG
This is a messenger RNA of Clonostachys solani, 1845 nucleotides long. The record is from the annotation of a GenBank genome assembly. NCBI's taxonomy places the organism in Eukaryota, Fungi, Ascomycota, Sordariomycetes, Hypocreales, Bionectriaceae.